AUGACUGCGAAACAGCAGAACGACCCACCCCCCCAACUGUAUACGUCCACGAUAAGCGAUGCCAUAAAUAGGUAUUCGCUUAUGGGGACUGAGGACCUCCAUAGUGGCACUUUCGAACUUUACCGAAAUGCCUCAAAAGAGGACGUCUCCAAUCACAGCGAUUGGACAUUUCUCCAGGAUGACACAUCCGAUGAGGAGGGAGAGUUACAAACGUAUACGUCGAUAGUGCUUGGUGGGAGGAAUAAACCCAUACGCAGGAGGGCCACGGAGGGGGAAUAUUCCCCCUAUGGGCUGAGGGGGAAGAUCAAAGAUUCCCCACAGGAAAGACCCAUGGAUGUCCUCCUAAACAAGCAGGCUGAACAGGAAGAAGACUGGACUAAACGUAUUUUUAAAAUUCUUCUAACCGCGGAGGAGGCAAAUAAAUCCAAGGACUUCCACCACAUAGUGAAAACAAUAGAACAUGAGGAGAUAAAGGAGUUAGUGUUGUAUCAUUCUAAGGUAGUUCUGUCGGAAAUUAGAAAAGUAUAUAAAGUGUUGGGGGGUCUAGUGAACGGUGGUGGCUUGGUGAGAUGCAAAGGACGUUUCGACGUUUUCCCCCGUGAGGAAGAACGAUUGCAUAGGUUAAGAAGCAAAAGGGGGAAACACAAUAAUUUGCGGAUUAAAAAAUGUUACCUAUUGAAUCGGUACUAUAGGAGGCUGUGCAGGAUCUACGAGGAGGAGAAUUCCCUUUUGCGGCGGUUAUGCGUUGGACAUCGGGUUGGUGACGCAAACCAGGUUGGAGCAUUCACGAACGGGCACAACAACAUAACCACGAAGAACCUUCUGCUGAAAUGCGGAAUCACGUACCAAGCCAAAGUAGGGAGAACAUUUCCCGUCCAGAUAAAAUCAAAAUGGAAAUGGAUCCGAGGUGCACUAAAAAGGGCAAGUAAGCCCCGAUUGAAUCUGAACAGGGAUAAUCGCAUUUUCCGUUUUGUUCCCCAUGUGGACAUGCAUAAGAAGCAUCCUGACGGUGAAUCCCUCGAGGAGGAAACAAGUGGACCCAAUGGAGAAACCCAAAACAGCCACGUAGGAACGCCAAAGGUGAGCACAUCGAAGUGUUACGUAUACGAAACGGAGGCGGAAGUGAAGAGUGGCAACGAGAUGGAUACGCCAAAUGGUCAAGAAGUGAACGACUGUGCUGAUGCACCGAUGGAGGAGGAAUGCACAGAAGGGAUUACUGAAGAGGAAAAACCCAGUCAACAAAAUGAUCCCCCUGUCGGUGAAGAAGCAUUAGCAGACGGUGUGAAAGAGUCAAUUGGAGGAGACACCAGUGUAGAUGUAACGGUGAACGAGCAGAGUGAGCAGACAGGUGAAGCACCCCUGGAAGAGAACCCCAAGGAGGAGCUGUACCAUGAGCACGAAAAAAGGGAUAACCAUCUGACGGUAGCAAAUAGUAAGUUGGAACAAAUGGAUGAAUCACAUUUGGUGGAGUCCAAUAUGGACAAGAAAACUAAGUUAAAAAAAAAGAAAAAAGUAGCAGAAAGGGGAGAGAAGGAAGAGAAGAAGAAGAAAAAAAAAAAUUUUAAUCUCCAGCAGACAAAUGUAGUUACUGAGAAGGAAGAGGAUGGAACAGGCGAUCCGCCCGUGGAGAAAAUCUUAGAUAAAGACACAGAAGAGAGGAACGAGGGGGUAGUUCCUUCCCAGGAGGUCUACCACGAUUGCACUCAUUAG
Messenger RNA from Plasmodium coatneyi, 1710 nucleotides. RefSeq lists its product as uncharacterized. The transcript is spliced from 4 exons. The record is from RefSeq and is a predicted model, not a curated record. NCBI's taxonomy places the organism in Eukaryota, Apicomplexa, Aconoidasida, Haemosporida, Plasmodiidae. Bases 1 to 1710 code for a protein of 569 amino acids.